AUCAGAGAACAGAAACAAUUUAUUUGAGGAUGGUUUACAAAGUUUCCAGUCUUUUCUGAGAUAUAAGAAAUCUUGGCCUUUCCGACUACAGAUGAAUUCUGCUGUGAGGAAAAAUGCACAUUUACCGGACCCAGUUAGUAUUGGCAUUUCCCACAAAGGAUGACGCUUUCCUUAUACUCAUAUUAUUUCCUGCAACCUUCAACUUGUUUCUUUCUUUGUCAAAUCACUGAAUAGCCAUUAAAAGACUAUAUUCAGGAUUGAUCGUUAUUAACUUAUUUUAAGUCUUCUUUACAGCCUCAUCCUCAGGGUAGUACUGUAGCAUCACGACUCCUUUCUUCUUAACUUUAGAGACUUUAACCUUCAUUUUGGGAAAUCCCUGACAUGCAUCAGUUCAUCCCCCCAUAAUUGUAUAACACUUGCCGUUGUUUAGAAAAGUGUUUGAAUGGAAAAACACGAUUGAUAUGUUUUAAUGUUAAGUAUCAAAUGUUAUGAUUUGAAGAAAUGUUCAGUUUAAUAAUCGGAAAGGAAGACGACAUUGGAGAGUAAAUUACUUUUUUGUGGAUUACCCAAUGAAAAUACAAUUUUGAAUUGAAAGCGCAUCUACCUAUACAAUUUGAUAUUUUUUUCUAUGUUGAAAAUUACGCGGGAUAAACUGAUGAACGACACAAUCGUCUGCACUCACUUAUUAGAUUAAGCGCCCCUUUUGAGAAAGUUACUGCGGUGUUGAUUCAAAGAUUUCAAACCAAACCAAAUAAUUUCGUAAAUAUGAAACUUAAAUCAAUCAAUAAAGUUUCUAAGAAAAGAUGUGAAACAAAUUGUUAAAAGGUUAAGUCAUGUUAUUGGAAACACUUAAGUAUUUAUUAGCUUGAAUAAUGUAUUACUUUGUUAGCAAUAGUACGUCAUUAUUUGUCGAUUAGUUCUUGUAUAAUUAAAUUUUUAAAUUAUUCUCCAGCCGGUAUUGUAGACUGCACUGUCUGACUGCAGGCAUCUCUAAUGAUUUGUAAAAGCUUAUGGAGGCAUGACGUAAUGAGUUAAGUUUUACUCUUAAUUCUAAAUCUAGAGUCUGUCCUAGAGAACGAUUUUUGGACCCCUCCCCCUCCUAUCAAUUUUGUACAUGACUAAAAUUAUUACUAUGGUGAUGAUAUAUUUUUUUAAUGCCGAUCCGGAUCGUUUAGUUUUGUAAGAAAAUUAAUCCAAUGGAUCCGUAUUCUUGCUCCGCUCUGUUCAAAAUCAAUCCAAUGAUUUCGGAUUUUUCCAGUUAAAACAAAAAGGAAAUCCAUCGAAUCCGGAUCCCCAUGAACUGACUAGUUAAUUCCUAAUAUUAUUGUACAUAAAACUCUAUUUCAGAUAAUUGUAAAAUGGUUUGAUCUUAAAGUUGUAAAGAUUAAGAAUGACGACAUCUCAUCAUGAAUAUGAUUAUGAUUUUAUCCCUCCCUCUGAGGCCCCAGUGUUCUCGCCUAAACCAGAGGAGUUCAAGGAUGCCCUGGCAUACUUCGAUAAGAUAAGGAAGAUAGCAGAGAACUAUGGUAUCUGUAAGAUUGUUCCUCCUGAGGAUUGGAAACCCCAGUUUGCUGUGGAUAUUGAUAAACUCAAGUUCACCCCCAGGAUUCAACGAUUAAACGAAUUGGAAGCUCACACAAGGAUAAAGCUGAAUUUUCUUGAUCAAGUUGCAAAGUUUUGGGAGCUGCAAGGAUCUUCAUUAAAGAUUCCUAUUGUUGAGAAGAGAGCCCUCGACCUGUUCACCUUGAAGAAGUAUGUCCUCAAGGCCGGUGGGAUGGCGAAGGUAACCUCCGAGAAGAAAUGGGGAGCAGUUGCCACCACAAUGGGAUACAGUCCUCUCAACGCUGCUAAGAUAGGAGCACUACUGAAGUCUCACUAUGAGAGGAUCCUCAACCCCCUGGAUAUAUUCGAGAAAGAGGAGGCGGCUAAAGCCAAGGAUGAGUCGGAAAGGCAGCGGCAGGAGCUGGAGAAGCAGUUGAAGGAGGAGAAGAAGGGGCGGAUGAAUGCGAAAAUGUCCAAGACGGAGAAGGCGGAAGACGAUUCCAAGAUGUUCUCCAAGGAGCUAGCCAGGUUACAGUUCUAUGGUGCUGGUCCUAAGCUGCCAGGAAUGCCAACCCAGGAUAAAAUGGAGAAAACAAGAGGAGUUAAACUAAACUUUGAAUAUGAUCCACUCGCUAAGUAUAUGUGUCAGAACUGUGGAAAAGGCGAUGUUGAAGAGAAAAUGUUGCUCUGUGAUGGUUGUGACGAUUCAUAUCAUACCUUCUGUCUUAUGCCACCCUUAGCAGAGAUACCGCAGGGGGACUGGAGAUGUCCCAAGUGUAUACUAGCCGAGGUGAGUAAACCCAUGGAGGCCUUCGGGUUCGAGCAGGCACAGAAGGAGUACACCCUCCAGAGCUUCGGGGAGAUGGCGGACCAGUUCAAGUCAGACUACUUCAAUAUGCCCCUGCAUCUUAUACCUAUGAGUCUGGUGGAACGGGAAUACUGGAGAAUAUUAGAAAAUAUAGAUGAGGAUGUUAUGGUUGAAUAUGGAGCAGAUCUGCAUACUAUGGAUCAUGGAUCAGGAUUCCCAACCUUGGGAUCCAAACAUCUUAGUGAGGAUGAUGUAGAUUAUGCUAAGGCCGAAUGGAAUCUUAAUAAUCUCCCUGUUGUUGCAAACUCGAUACUUAAACAGAUAGAUAUUGAUAUCUCAGGAAUGAAAGUUCCAUGGUUGUAUGUCGGUAUGUGCUUCUCUACAUUCUGCUGGCAUGUCGAGGACCAUUGGACCCCGAGUAUAAACUACCUGCAUUGGGGUGAACCGAAGACCUGGUACGGGAUUCCUGCUAAGUACGCAGAGAAGGCCGAGGAGGUUAUGCGUAGCAGUGCUAAAGAACUGUUUGAAACCCAACCUGACCUUCUUCAUCAUAUUGUGACGACCAUGAACCCUAAUGUACUCUCUGCACACGGUAUACCCGUAUACAGGAUGGACCAGUACGCGGGAGAAUUUAUCAUCACAUUUCCCAGGGCGUAUCACGCCGGGUUCAACCACGGAUACAAUAUGGCGGAGGCGGUUAAUUUUGCUCCGCCGGACUGGCUCGAGAUCGGGCGUAAAUGUGUUGAGCACUACAGCCUAAUGAGAAGGUUCUGUGUGUUUUGCCAUGAUGAGUUGAUCUGCAAGAUGGCAUCACGCCCAGAACAGCUGACUCUCCAGGUUGCUGCUGUUUGUUACAAGGACAUGUUGAAGAUGGUAGAGACGGAGAGAGCCCAGAGAGGAGAACUGGUUGAGGGAGGAGUUCGCGCGGCAGAGAGAGAAGCUUUUGAGCUUCUUCCUGAAGACGAGCGCCAGUGCGCGCUCUGUAAAACAACCAUAUUUAUGUCCGCGCUCACUGUAGUGAACGGUCGGGAUGAUCAGGAGAUCGUUUGUCUCCGGCAUUUCAAGAGUAUGGACGUAAAUCCGUCACAGCUUAUACUCAGAUACAGGUACACUAUGGAUGAACUGGCUGUAUUACUCCGUGGAUUAAAGAACCACGCUGAGUCGUAUGAUACCUGGACCGGAGAAGUUAGAUCAGCUCUAGAUGCUAGAGGAGAGGAGAGACUAGAGUUUUCAGUUCUCAAGGAGUUCUAUUCAAAGGCUCAGGAGAAGAAGUAUCCAGGAAGUGAGCUGCUCCUGGCUCUACAGACUGUGGUGGAGGAAGCGGAUAAAUGUCAGAUGGUGGCUCAACAGCUCUGCAGUACUCAGGGAAAGGUUCGGACAAGAUUGGGAGCUGAUGCUAAAUGGAGGUUAACGGUGGAGGAGCUGGAGCUCUUCGUCAAUCAGUUGGAGACAUUACCCGCCAAAGUUUCUAAACAGGAG
Eurytemora carolleeae is the source of this 3829-nucleotide messenger RNA. RefSeq names its product lysine-specific demethylase 5A (gene Kdm5). Gene Ontology annotation, cellular component: nucleus. The record is from RefSeq and is a predicted model, not a curated record. Gene Ontology annotation, molecular function: histone demethylase activity; DNA binding. Lineage: Eukaryota; Metazoa; Arthropoda; Copepoda; Calanoida; Temoridae. Gene Ontology annotation, biological process: chromatin remodeling.